UUUAUAUUUUGUACCUCUCUGGACUCUAGCUCAGUUUCUCUCUUGCUUUUAAACACAGUCAUUUUGUUUCUAUUGUCUCUUCAUUUUGAGUCACUCAGGGCCUCAAAUUUCCUCUCUUUUAAGUUUGCAAAGUCUCUGCAAUUCGUCAAUGGAAGGGUUUUGGGGUGGUGAAAGGAAGAAUCACAGAGUGAAGCAUCUUGCAUUCAAACAGAGGAGUAGAAGUUGUGUUAGCAUGUCAUCCUUGAGCAAAUUUGUGGAGUUUGACAAUGCAAAUGGUGAAAAGGAAGAGAGUGCUACCACUCUGAAGUUGAAAAGGCGAAAGCCGUCUGCAUCUUCCUGUGGUUAUAGAACUGAUAGUGAUGGUAGUCAGCAAACUCGUGUGCUGAGGUCAAGAAAUCGAGUGCAGGAAGUGGCUACUCCUACUUCCACACACCAUCAUCCUUGUACAGUCUUAUCUUGGCUGAUUGACAACAAUGUGGUUUUGCCAAGGGAGAAAGUGCGUUAUUGUAGUGCAAGGGGGAGUCAUGCUGUGGCAGAAGGAAAAGUAUGUAGAGAGGGGAUUGAAUGCAACUGUUGCCAGCAGGUUUUUACACUUGGUGGCUUUGACAGUCAUGCUGGCUGCAGUAACUACAGACCUGCAGCCAAUAUUUUUCUGGAAGAUGGAAAGUCUCUCCUAGAUUGCCAGAUGCAAAUUAUGACUGAAAGAGGGAAGAAGAGAUGCAGACUAGAACCACAUGAUGUGAUGAAGGGUAAUUUGCCUCGAAUAGAAAAUGAUAGCUUUUGUACAGUCUGUCAGGAUGGUGGUGAUUUGAUAUUAUGUGAUCGAUGUCCAUCAGCAUUUCACAAGAGUUGCAUUGGUUUCGAGGAUGUUCCAGAUGGUGACUGGUUCUGUCCAGCUUGCUGUUGUGUAAUUUGUGGCUGCAGCAUAAAUCCUACAAUCCAUUACCAUACCUGUGGUCAAUGUGAACGUAAAUAUCACACCAGCUGCCUGAGGAAAAGAAGCAUAGAUAAGUUAGAGAUGAAUCCAAAAGGAAAUUGGUUCUGCAGCAACAACUGUAAAAAGAUAUUUUUAGGCCUCCACGAGCGUUUAGGGAAACAAAUUUCAGUGGGUGUUGACAAUCUAACUUGGUCACUUUGGAAGUCUGUGAAAUCUGAUAGUGAUAAUCCUAAUGAACCUGAUAAUGAUGCUGCAACGGAGACUUAUACCAAACUCAAUCUUGCCCUUCAAGUGAUGCAGGAGUGUUUUAAGCAUUUUAAGAAACCUCACACUGGGGGAUAUCUUGCAGAAGAUAUCAUCUUCAGCAGAGGGUCACAUCUUGAUGGCAUGAACUUUCAGGGGUUUUACACUGUGCUUUUGGAGAAAAAUGACGCUUUAAUAACUGUAGCUACUGUAAGGAUCUAUGGAGCAAAGGUGGCUGAAGUACCUCUUAUUGGUACCAGAUUGCAGCAUCGUCAAAGUGGAAUGUGUCGUGUAUUGAUGCAUUUAAUUGAAAAGAUGCUUAUGGACUUGGGUGUGGAGAGAUUGGUUUUGCCCAUUGUCCCCAGAUCAGUAGGAAAAUGGAAUACUUCAUUUGGAUUUUCAGAUAUUAAAGGUUCUGAUAGGCUUCAGUUUCUGGAUUAUAGAUUCAUGCAUUUUGAGGAUACCAUUAUGUGUCAGAAAUGCUUAAAAAGGACAUAUCUAGCUGAACCAUGCCCAUCAAAAGGAAUUUCACUUGAUGUUGCUGGAAGUGUUGAUGAUAUUGAUUUUGAUGGGUCCAGCGUCCAUAAAGUCUCAUUCACAUGGAAAAUUUACAAUUUCUCUAGCCGUGGGAAGGAAUACUCUGAGACUUUCCUCACUGGUGAUUUGAGAUGGCGGAUGCUUAUGUAUCCAAAGGGCAACACUGUUGAUAACUUGUCGGUAUAUUUGGAUGUUCGAGGUGCCUCAGAAUUGCCACUUGGGUGGUCUAGAUGUGUGAAAUUCAGCUUGACUGUGGUUAAUCAACUUCAACACAGCCAGUCAAUAACAAGGGAAACUAAACAUAUGUUCAGUAAGAAAGUUAGUAACUGUGGCUUCACAUCACUAAUUCCUCUAGAUGAGUUACAUGACCAUUGUAAAGGAUUUCUUGUGAAUGAUACAUGUAUCAUUAUAGCCAAUGUUGCAGUCUGCAUGGCUCAAAUUAUGAUAUCAAAAGACCUAAAAAUUGGCAGCGCUACAUUGAGACCUGUGGAUUACUUAAAUCAGGAGCAUCAGGAGCAGGGGCCUCCUUUACAUAAAGGUUCCGUGAAAAUUUCAGAUCCUUCUUCAGCAGCGCACACGACCACAGGCUUUGAACAUGCAACUCCCUUCCAGGACACAGCAAGUUCUGAACAAGCUUGCACCAAUAUUCCUGGUAGUAGGACCUACCCUUCUUUAAAAUUGGAGUCUGUGGAAGUUCCAGAUAUUUUUGCAGCAGCAUGCAAGGCAACUAGCUUUGGACACAUGACUGCCUCCCAGGAUGCAGCAAGUUUUGAACAAGUCUGCAUCAAGCUCUCUGAUACCAGUACUGACCCUUCCCUCAAGAAAUUUGAUGUUGUGUCCUCCACAUCAGCUUCUGAACUCAUGACCUUCAGGGGCUUGGCGAAUAUAAAGAAAGAUUUUGUUCCCCUGCUGGAGGAAGUGUGUUCCAGGCAUCCUUCUUUCAUUGAAUGCCAAAAGGAGAGUAGUCCCCAGUUUACUGAAUGGGCAUUCACUGCCUUGGGAAAAGUUCUGCAUUUUUUGAAGACUAAAAAGGUCAAGGAUAUGACAACAUCUGUCUGUGAAGAUCUAGACCUUUUAUACAAGGAGCUGAAGGCCUUCAAAUUUGACUUGACUUGGCUAGAGCCUCAUGUUAAAACAGCUCUGGGUAGGAGUGAGUAUGUGGAAAGGGCAGCAGAGGUAAAGAGACAGAGAGAGAAUGUGAAGGCUUUGGAGAUUGACUCAAAGAGCCUUGAGGCUAAGCUUGUGGCAGCAAGAAAUGAUCUGAAAAAGGCUGAAGAAUCCUUUGAUGAGAGAAUUAUGGACAGCGAGUUAGGUUAUUCUCAUUGAUAAGUUCUCUCUUCACAUGGAAGAUAUGCAGUAUAACCAAAAGUUUGACUGUUGAUAACUUUCCCUAUUACUUCUAGGGAUUACUGAUUUUUCACAUGAACACUUGAACAGCUGUAGCAAAUGAAAUCAAUAGUCAUCACUCUUUG
Rosa rugosa (rugosa rose) is the source of this 3189-nucleotide messenger RNA. RefSeq lists its product as uncharacterized. Gene Ontology annotation, biological process: negative regulation of DNA-templated transcription. The record is from RefSeq and is a predicted model, not a curated record. Lineage: Eukaryota; Viridiplantae; Streptophyta; Magnoliopsida; Rosales; Rosaceae. The transcript has 11 exons. The coding region runs from base 149 to 3043 and encodes 964 amino acids. Gene Ontology annotation, molecular function: transcription corepressor activity; protein binding.